Molecule: messenger RNA, 9448 nt
Organism: Nerophis ophidion (straightnose pipefish)
Lineage: Eukaryota; Metazoa; Chordata; Actinopteri; Syngnathiformes; Syngnathidae
Gene: wnk2
Product: WNK lysine deficient protein kinase 2
Exons: 28
Coding region: 511-7122 (2203 amino acids)
Biological process (GO): intracellular signal transduction; positive regulation of potassium ion import across plasma membrane; negative regulation of sodium ion transport
Cellular component (GO): cytoplasm; cytosol
Molecular function (GO): chloride channel inhibitor activity; potassium channel inhibitor activity; ATP binding
Source: RefSeq, a predicted model, not a curated record
AAAGACACCACCCAGACUGUCCGGGGCAAGUGCGUGGAAGUGUGCCGCAGUGGACAUCACCUGAUCGGCUUCUCUCCUCUCCUCCUCCCGCACUGCUCUCCAGAAUGCCGCCGCGAGAAGAGAAGUGCAGGCAGGAGGGAAGACUGAACACCCGGAUGCCGGCUCUUUGUUUAUGUGUUGGGAAUGAUAUCUGCGCACUUGCGGGCUCCCGUGACGCGCGUGUGCACGUAGGAUUAUAGUGCCAACCCCCCCCUUUUUUUUUUGUAACGCGACAUGCUUUUUCACCGCAGCCCGCUUGAAUGCAGCAUUGCGUGCAGGCUAAGGUGAACUUUUUGGAGGAGAUGCUGCGGACCCUCAACACCCCCCAGGCCGAACAUUGGGUGCUGCCGAAGUGCGUCACUGCGUGCGAAGCGCUGCAGGUAGGCGAGCCCACUCCCCACGGAGGGAGUGCUCCUCAUCCCCCACACACGAUGUCGCCUCCCGGGGCGAGCAACUAACACGAGCGGUGGGAUGGAUGCAGCGGAGGACCCGAGCAAAGAUCCGCCACUCCUUGGAUCGUCGUUUUGCUCAGUCCCCGACUUGGACUCGGACAUCAACGCCAAUGCCUUCAGGGCCGUCUACGAGAACGGGGCGGACGACAAUGUCCUGCGGGGGGCCAGCGACCCCAGCGCCUAUCCCUCCGCGGACUACCGCGGGCUGCUCCGCCAGCGGUUCAUUCGGCGGAGCCUGUGGGUGUCGGACUCCGACGAGCACGCGGUGGACGCGGCGGAGUGCGCGCACAGCACCCCGGUGCUCAACAUCGACCUGCGCGCCAUCGUCGGCCGGACUCGAACCCGCGCUCUGCAUGCGAGCCGCCGCCAGGAGAAGGCAGCGACCGAGCCGGAGGCGGACGUCAGCGCGGGAUCCGGCCAGGAGGAGGAGAAAGGUGACACCUGCCUAAGCCUGGUCAAGGAAGAGGGCGUGUCCUGUGACGUCACGGGCAAAGCCGGAAGCGAUGAGAACGAAGAGGAGCCCGGGAUGAAAGCCGUGUCCACCUCGCCCGGAGGCCGCUUCCUCAAGUUUGACAUUGAGCUGGGGAGAGGUUCCUUCAAGACCGUCUACAAAGGUCUGGACACCGACACCUGGGUGGAAGUGGCGUGGUGCGAACUCCAGGAGCGUAAACUGUCCAAAGUGGAGAGACAGCGCUUCAAGGAGGAGGCCGAGAUGUUGAAAGGUCUUCAGCAUCCCAACAUUGUUAGGUUUUAUGACUUCUGGGAGUCCCCCCUAAAAGGCAAGAAGUGCAUUGUCCUGGUGACAGAGUUGAUGACCUCAGGGACUCUUAAAACCUAUUUGAAGCGCUUCAAGGUGAUGAAGCCUAAGGUUCUUAGGAGCUGGUGCAGACAGAUCUUGAAAGGCCUCCACUUCCUCCACACCAGGACGCCGCCGAUCAUCCACCGAGACCUCAAGUGUGACAACAUCUUCAUCACGGGGCCAACAGGCUCUGUCAAAAUAGGAGACCUGGGCUUGGCAACGCUGAAGAGGUCUUCCUUCGCUAAAAGUGUUAUCGGUACACCAGAGUUCAUGGCACCAGAGAUGUACGAGGAGCACUACGACGAGUCCGUGGAUGUCUACGCUUUUGGCAUGUGCAUGCUGGAGAUGGCCACGUCAGAAUAUCCCUACUCUGAGUGCCAGAACGCCGCUCAAAUCUACCGCAAAGUCACCAGUGGCGUGAAACCUGCCAGCUACAGCAAAGUAAGCGACCCGGAAAUUAAGGAGAUUAUCGGCGAGUGCAUCUGUCACAGAUGCGAGGAAAGGUACUCCAUCAAGGACCUCCUGAACCACGCCUUCUUCGCAGAGGACACUGGUGUGAGGGUGGAGCUCAACGAAGAAGAUGAUGGCAAGAAGUCCUCCAUCGCUUUAAAGCUGUGGGUGGAGGAUCCUAAAAAGCUGAAAGGGAAGUACAAGGACACGGGCGCCAUUGAGUUCACGUUCAACCUGGUGAACGAGGUGCCAGAAGUUGUGGCGCAGGAGAUGGUGGAGUCCGGCUUCUUCCUGGAUUGCGACGUCAAGAUUGUUGGCAAGUCGAUCAGGGACCGCGUGGCUCUGAUCAAAUGGAGGCGGGAGCGCACCGCCUCAUCGGGAAACGGCGAGGCGUCUGCGAAGAAGACGCAGCAGAACCUCCUUCAGGUGCCCGGUACUUCUCGACCGCAGGGGACAACGUUAGCCACCACUGACUAUGAAGACCAGGAGACGGAGCAGCAGCUUUUGAUUUGCAGUGUCCCAGUCACAUUGUCCACCACAUCGGACAGCGGAGCGAGUUCCACCGUGCAGUCGGACAAUCUCAGCAAACAGCAAAAUGGCUGCUACCAGUCCCUGCCUGAGCUGGCAUGCCCGGCGGCACAGGCGGUCUACAGUCCUCCUGAGCCUUUAGCGCAGCAAGGACCCCACCAGCAAGCCCUGGCACAGGCCUCGCGUGAGCAGUACACGCAAGACGCCACGCAUCAGCAAACCACAGGUCAGCUGCAUCCUGCGGCUUAUCAACAACCUGCUGCACAACCGCACCUGGGUUUGGACGAGUCUCAAACAAUGGUUUCUGCUCCGUCCACGCCGGCCCCUGCUGCACACAAGAGUAGAAAGACAGCACAAAGCUUCACAACUGCAACGCCCAUUGUACAGACGCAGCUCACUGCCCAUAUCGGCCAGGACCAGCGAUUACCUGCUGACCAGCCUGCAGCUCACCUGAGUCCUCCUGAUUUAUCUGCUGGGUUACCGCAGUGUGGCACCAGUGCACCUCCUCCUGUACUGCCCCUGCACAUCAGCACACAGUUUCCCUCAUCAUAUUGUGUUCAAGCAGGGGGCAUCAGGCCCCCUCCGUUCUCCCUGGCUCCUUUAGGUAGCCCUUACUACUCCCCUUCACCUCAUCACCACGCCAUCAUCCUGACUCCUCAUUCUGCCUCCAUUAGCACACUUCAGACCCCCCGGUCCACACCUCCGCCAGUUCUCCCCGUCCCACGUCUUGCCAUGACCAUGUCCUUUGCAGUGCCCCCGCAGCACAGUAGCACAGCUGCAAACACUCGUAGCUUCCAUUCCACACGUGCCUUACCUCUUUCCCAGGUACAAACCAUCCCAUACUCUGUCCCCCACUCUGACCAACAACUGGCUGAACAGCCUGUCCAGGUGCAGACUGCAGCUCCACAGGGGAAUUUAGGACACAAUCAACUAUUGGCCCCACUUCCACCUGUCCUUUCUACUCUUCAGAUGCCUCCCUGGGGAACUGGAGCAGAAUUAGAAACUCCUGCCGCCAGCACAGACUUAGGUGUAGCCCCUCCAUUUCACGCCUCGGCAGCGCUUUCAGCUCCAGAGGAGGUGGAAACUCAAACUCCAGCGUUAAUCCAGGCAAAAAGUCAAGCGCCAGGAGGCCAAGUGUUUACUCAAUUAGCAACUGCCAUAGCAGUCGACGCAGCGAUUUCCGCAUCACCAAAAGUCUUGUCUACUAUCACAGUUCAUGAUUCUUUUACUCGAGGACAAACCCAAAUCUCUGGACCGGGUUCGGUCGUGUUGCCAGCUCAGCAUGCUGCUCCUGUUUCUGUUCCGGCUCCGGCGCCAGCAGUCUCAAUGACAUCUGAAUGUGUGAACCAGCAGGCAACUUGGCAAAAUAAGGACGCGUCAUCAAGUUCUUGCAUUUUACAGCAAGAUCCCUGCACAGAGGAAGUGUUUCUGGACAAACCAAUAUCAUUGCCAAGCAAUGCCUAUGACAGCCCCUUUUCUGAUGUGGCAUCCGGCAAGGAAGCAAGUGACAGCUACGACAGCUUGGCCAGCGGAGGCAAAGGGGAAGGAAAACAUCGGAAGCACCAUCGGAAGUCAGCACGCACGCGCUCUCGGCAGGAAAAGACCAGCAAACCCAAACUGAGCAUGCUUAAUGUGUGCAAAACAGGUGACAAGAUGGUCGAAUGUCAGCUAGAGACUCAUAAUCACAAAAUGGUGACGUUUAAAUUCGAUCUAGACGGAGAUGCUCCUGAGGAAAUUGCCACAUACAUGGUGGAGAACGGCUUCAUCCUUCCGUUAGAGAAAGAAAUCUUUAUUGACCAGCUGAAGGACAUCGUGGAUAAAGCGGAAGACGUGUUAAAUGACGACACAGAGGGCGAGAAGGUGCCCACUCUAAGUUGUAGUCCCCAAAUAGGCAAGAAUUCUGAUGGACACGUGGAAGAGACAACACAGUCCGGAGCAUCCCAGCCUGUUUACCAACAGAAUGUUCUUCACACGGGAAAAAGAUGGUUCAUAAUCUGCCCUGUGGAGGAGACCCCCCUAUCCAGUCAGGAAACCCCAUCUGAGGGCACAGCUUCGCAGUCCCCCGGGAGUUCCGCCAACACACAGCCCGCUGGAACUGCUCGGCCUUCUACAUCACGAGCUGAAGAGGGUUCUUCCUCCACAAUGUCUGGUGGGAGUGGAGGUUUCCUCCAUGAUGUGUACGGAUUCUGUAGUCCCCCGAUUACGUCCAACACGGACCCUCUCCUCUUGGCCACGCUGUCUCCUCCUGUGUCUGCUCCCCCAGCGCUUCAGUCGGUGCCAUCAAUGGAAGCCAUCGUCAGCGUGUAUCAAGCCCAGCCACCCAGAGCUCAGACUUUGCCUCCAUCUUCUCCACAUAGCUCUUUUCGAAUGGACGACCCGCCCGGAUCCCCCGUGGGCGCCGCCUCCCCCGUCCACUCGGCUUUGCACGCGGCAGACAUCGCCUGUCCUGUUUCCCUGGCGGACGAAGUGCCCUGCUGUCCUCUGGUCAUGCCCCUGUCUCUGGAUGUGAACAUUUCGCCGAGCGGGUCUCCCCUCUCUCCUCUCCCGCCGCAAGAGCCAGGCUCUGCCAAAGAGUCGCUGUCUCUCUCGUACGCGACGGCAGCGCGAAGCGAGCGCCCGCAGCAGCCGGUGGUACUCCACCAGCCUUUUUCCAGCGUGGGAGGGGCCAAGGUGUCCUCACUGCCCCAGAGCCCGGCGCCAACGCAGCAUAGCGGAGGACCCGGCGAGUCGGACGGUGAGGGACGUCCGGCCCGCGGAAGCUUUGUGGACAGCACCAUAAAAACCCUGGACGAAAAACUUAGGAACUUGCUGUACCAGGAAUACGCUCCCAUGUAUCCAUCAGGUAGCGCUGCUGAGACGCCAGGUUCUUGUACCGAGUACAUCCAGUCUCCUCCAGGUCCUGACAGCGCUACUGGGGGGUCAGGAAACAGCACGCCAGGUCCUUUGGAGGAGGGUCGCUUUAGAGCAGGAGAACAACUGCCACAAAUUCCAGAGAGAAUGGAUAGUUUGAGCACUCUAAGUGACUCUGCUGUGUGCGCUUCGCAUUCAAAAAGACACGUCCCUCAUUCUGUCUCCUGUUCUGGGGCAAGAGGCCGGUUUAAGAUCAUCUCGGCUCCUCCUGACGUGGCCAACAAGCGAGACGUGAAGCAGAGGAGCUGGAGCAGCGUCGCCUCGCCAGCGCACCCUGCAGGUUUUAGUAGUCCUACUGAGGCCAUGACUUUCUCCACCACCAUCGGGCGUUUCUCCGUGGUCAGCACCGAGGACGACCUCACGCAGAGAACACGCUGCAGCCGCUACUCCGCCCCUCCUGACUUCUUCCUGGACACGCCUCCCGCUGUGGCAAAUCAGAACACCUUGUCUCACCCCGUCGCCUCGGCGUCCGUGCCUGUGGACAUCACAGUUCACGCUCGCUCCCUCUCCUCCGACUCAGGGGCGGAGAGCAGCCCGGCUAAGGCGGCCCUGCCCACCCCGAGUCAACGCGCUCGCUCCGAGCGAAGAGGAAGCGACCUGAUGAAGAGGGCGGUGGCCUUCCUCAGACGUUCAGGGCGCAGCAGCAGCGUGCAGAGUUCCGAUUCUCCAAGCAGGCGUGGAGGCUUGCCUGGUUCUGCCUACGCCAGCAGCGAUAAUGACUCCGAGAUGGAGGACUCCGACAUAAAGAGAGAACUUCAGAGACUGAGGGAGAAACAUCUAAGAGAGAUCUCGGAGCUUCAGGCCCACCAGCGAGGAGAAGUGGAGCUGCUGUAUUGCCGGCUGGGGAAAGCCCCCCCAUCAGGGCUGACGUACUCGCACGUAGCGCCGCCUGUCGGCCGCAGAAAAAGGUCUGGCAGGCACCGGCUAAAACCCGGCAAACUGCUCAGCCCUCUUGUGCAGCAGUUUCGACACGUCACCAAUAAAAGCGCAGACUGCGGUAGAACCGCCGCUCCAGGAGGUGGUGAGCCAGCUGUGAGCUUAAACGGAUCUCCGGCCAGGGGGUCCAUCGCCACUCAGGGCGGGGCCCGCUCUUGCACCGGCCACUUACCCAGCUCCGCCUCGGAACCCGUGCAAACUCAGCAGCCCUGCUCCCUCAAGGGCUCCUUGUCCACGGAUAACAUUUACGCGGGACUGUAUGGAGAUGGCACCAGUGCACAAGCGCCUCUAGGACAAGGCUGGUCUAAUCACCCUCAACCGUCUGAGAGAAUGACCUAUAAAUCCAGUAGCAAGCCCCGAGCUAGAUUUCUCAGUGGGCCUGUGCCUUUAUCUAUCUGGACCACGCUGAAGCGACUGUGUCUUGGCAAAGAGCGCGGCAACAGGUUCGCCGCCAAUUCAGGGGCUGGUAAUCCGUCGCAGCAGCCGCCCACCGGGGCCACACCGUCUCCUCAUCCGCCAGUGAUGGGACUGGCGCAGGCUCAGGCCAAUAACAGCAACAACAAGACAGGAAGCUACGCCGGCUCAUCAAUGAGUGCCGCCGACAUCAACCUGCCUGAAGAUCUGCAAAGACUGAUGGAGCACUGGGCCCAGGAGGUUCUCAUUGUCUCCCACAGGCCGCGCACUAAUUCCCUGCACAUUGGUGGGCAGCAGCUUCUGGAUCAGAUGCUUCCCAAAACUCGUGAAGAACUUGCUAGUACUUCAGAGGUGUUUUCGUGGAUGAUCCCAGGUGUGGAAAGCAGCCACCUUCCACCGUCAUGGCCUGAAAACCUCGCCAUGAUCAACACAGGCCCAGGCAGCGCUUGUCAGCUCCUCUCGCCCGCUCAUCUCUGCCUGGGUCAAUCACCCCGAGCGCCCCUCGCCCUUCCUUCUGGAAUCUCUGCCUUUCCUGGUACGCCCCCGGCCUCGGAUGCUCCCUCAGAGGUGGACCCCAAAGCAAGAACUCUCUAAUCCCACGUCGCAGCGUCUUCCCAGUCGUACCAAAAAAACCCAAGUUGUAGUCCAUGUGCAAAUACUGUACAUAGUGUAUUUAAGCAUACCUCAUGUUCAUGUGCAGUGCAAUGGCAGUUAUCAAAAUGCUGAUUCGGGUCAUUGUUGGAGUGACUUGACUUCAUUUAUGUUGCUCUUGUAUAUAAGAAGUCAUCUGUACAUAAGUUGUGUGUUUGUACAGUAGAUGCUGCUGCAGCUUGGUGUCUGAGUGCAACACCUGAGCAGUCGGCAUCGUGGCGACACUGUGAACGACCUGCUAGCGGUUCUUAUUAUAUACCCUAUAUCAUAUUUAGAUAAAUAUAUAUUUUUAUUUUUAUUAGGUUUUUUUUUUCCAUUGAUAAUGAAAUGCUUCCAGCACAGGAAUAUUUUUCAGAGAUUUGAAUGGACUUUAUUUUCAGGUGAAAACCAUCUGUGAGUGUGCCUUGCAUUGCAGUUUCUGAAGGUUCAAAGGAAGUCAUUAACGAUGUAAAUAUCCUUCAAUUAUGCAUACUCCGCAUUUCAAUAGGUUACAAACGGACUGUUCAGGUUGUUUUGGAAGAUAGUUUGACCUCAUCCGAAAGGUUUCACCAGUUAAUGCUCUUGCCUAGAUAGGAUAGCUCUAUCCUGGGAAUUUGUCAUAUAUUCUCAUGACGAGAUAGGACAGCAUGAACUAAUCAGGCCUAAUAAUAACUACAAUAAAAUGUGUUCAUUCGCGCGACUAGAUAGGACAGGUCUAGCCGAAGGGGUUAGUCCAGGCCUGGGCAAUUAUUUAGACUCAGAGGCCACAUUUAGAGAAAAAAAAUGUGUCUGGGGGCCGGUAUAUCUAUUUUUAGGAACACUAAUACAAAACCUCACAAUAAUGUCUGAUUGAAUGCUAAAAACUGAAUGGAAUUUUUACAUUUUUCUAUGAACGAUAAAACACUGAAUAUUGACAAAAUAUUAAUGUCACACCCCCUUUCGAUCGACAUAUUUUACAAUCAAGUGAAACACAACAAAAAUGCAACAAACUGUGAAAUAUGAACGCUAAAGGGUACACAAUACACCCACCUACAAUCUGAUAUUUGCUGAAUUUUCCCCAGAGAUCAAUAAAGUACUUUCUAUUCUAUUCUAUAUAUCACUCAGCUUUAGAACUUUGUUGUGAAAAUCUCCUUCCGCGUCUGUGGAAACGCUUCCUGCCCACACUGCUUGGUACCUCGUCUGAGCUGCUGUGACGUAGAUUACCAUAGUAACUAAUUAGAUUUCCAUAGUAACUAAUUAGAUGACCAUAGCAACUAGUAUAUCGUCCAUAAGCACAGAUUCCAACCAUUGAAAUACUUUGUAUAGUUUAAGGCUUACGGUCAUUUGAAAACAUCGCUGCACAUCAUAAUGGCAGCUAUAGUUUCCAUCUUAAAGAUCUAAAAAAAUUUUGGGGGAAUGUCCGGUAGGCCAGAUUGAAAAGCUCAACAGGCCGCAUGUGGCCCCCGGGCCUUACUUUGCCCAGGUCUGGGUUAGCCUAUCUUGUCGUGAGGAUGAAUUGAUUUUCGUUUUUAAGCUGCAUUUGUUCACGCCGUCCGAUCUGAUCAUUAACAUACAUUGACGGAGCCUAACAGAUUAAAAAUAAAUAAGUUCAUGCUCCUGACUAAAUAGGACAGCUCUAGCCCGAGAAUUUGACCUAUAUAACCUUAGGUAUGAACGGGCAUAGCCGAUAGUUGUUGUCCUAUCCAGUCAUCAGCAUCAACUGAUUAUGGUUAAAAAUAUAUUUAUGCUCAAGACUAGAUAGGACAGCUUUAACCCGAGCAGUUGUCAUGUAUUCUUAUGACUGGAUAGGACACCCUGAACAAAGUGAGUCUAAAAAUUAAUACAAUCAAAUCAAUAUAUGCUCAUGACUAGAUAACAAAGCUUUAGUCUAAGGGGUUGUCAUUUAUUCUCAUGACAAGAUAGGAUAACUUUCGUCUGAGGGGUUGUCAUUUAUUCUUAUGACUAAUUCAGACAGUAUGAAUGAAGUGAGCCUAAAAAUAAAUAUUUUAAAUCAAUGUUUGCUCAUGGCUAGAUAAGACAGCUCUAGUCUGAGGGGUUUCCAUUUAUUCUUAGGGGCCUUUGAAUAAAUGAAAAUGUAGUCAAUAUUUGCUCGUGACUAGAUAGGACAGUUCUAACAUGAGGGCUUUUCAUGUAUUAUCAUGACUAGAUAGGACAGUGGUAGUUUAAGGGAUUGUCGUUUAUUAUCGUGUUGGUCUAGACUCUAAGAGGUUGUCAUUUACGGUCAUGACUAGGUAGGACAACAUAAACAGAGGAAGUUUAAAAAUGAAUAAAGCAAGAUAGGACAGUGUUA